GGGCCGGGCGAUGGGUCCUGAGGCGCUGCUGGCGGCGCUGCUGGCGGUGCUGGCGCUUCGGAUAGGGGACCCCGCAGGGGCCGCGGCGCGGGGCGACACGUUCUCCGCGUUGACCAGCGUGGCGCGCGCCCUGGCGCCCGAGCGCCGGCUGCUGGGGCUGCUGCGCCGCUACCUGCGCGGGGAGGAAGCGCGGCUGCGGGACCUGACCAGAUUCUAUGACAAGGUACUUUCUUUGCAUGAGGAGUCAACAACCCCUGUGGCUAACCCUCUGCUUGCAUUUACUCUCAUCAAACGCCUGCAGUCUGACUGGAGGAAUAUUGUACAUAGUCUGGAGGCCAGUGAGAACAUUCGAGCCCUAAAGGAUGGUUAUGAGAAGGUGGAGCAAGACCUUCCAGCCUUUGAGGACCUCGAAGGAGCAGCGCGGGCCCUGAUGCGGCUGCAGGACGUGUACAUGCUCAAUGUGAAGGGCCUGGCCCGAGGUGUCUUUCAGAGAGUCACUGGCUCUGCUGUCACUGACCUGUACAGUCCCAGACAGCUCUUCUCCCUCACAGCAGACGACUGCUUCCAAGUUGGCAAGGUGGCCUAUGACAUGGGGGAUUACUACCAUGCCAUUCCAUGGCUGGAGGAGGCUGUCAGUCUCUUCCGAGGAUCUUAUGGAGAGUGGAAGACAGAAGAUGAGGCAAGUCUAGAAGAUGCUUUGGAUCACUUGGCCUUUGCCUAUUUCAAGGCAGGAAAUGUUUCGUGUGCCCUCAGCCUCUCCCGAGAGUUUCUUCUCUACAGCCCUGAUAAUAAGAGGAUGGCCAGGAAUGUCUUGAAAUAUGAGAAGCUCUUGGCAGAGAGCCCCAACCAGGCAGUAGCCAAGACUGUCAUGCAGAGGCCCAACGUACCCCACCUACAGACCAGAGACGCCUACGAGGCGUUAUGUCAGACCCUGGGUUCUCAGCCCACUCACUACCAGAUCCCCAGCCUCUACUGCUCCUAUGAGACAAAUUCCAGCCCCUACCUGUUGCUCCAGCCCAUCCGGAAAGAGGUCAUCCACUUGGAGCCCUUUGUUGCUCUCUACCAUGACUUUGUCAGUGACUUGGAGGCUCAGAAAAUUAGGGAGCUUGCAGAACCGUGGCUCCAGAGAUCAGUGGUGGCAUCAGGGGAAAAGCAGUUACAAGUGGACUACCGCAUCAGCAAAAGUGCCUGGCUGAAGGGUACCAUUGACCCAAUGCUGGUGAACCUUGACCACCGAAUUGCAGCCCUCACAGGCCUUGAUGUCCAGCCUCCCUAUGCAGAGUAUCUCCAGGUGGUGAACUAUGGAAUCGGAGGGCACUAUGAGCCUCACUUCGACCAUGCGACGUCACCAAGCAGCCCUCUAUACAGAAUGAAGUCUGGGAACCGAGUCGCAACAUUUAUGAUCUAUCUGAGCUCAGUGGAAGCCGGAGGAGCCACAGCCUUCAUCUAUGCCAACUUUAGUGUACCUGUGGUUAAGAAUGCAGCACUGUUUUGGUGGAACCUGCACAGGAAUGGUGAAGGGAACAGUGACACUCUUCAUGCUGGCUGCCCUGUCCUGGUGGGAGAUAAGUGGGUGGCCAACAAGUGGAUACACGAGUAUGGACAGGAAUUCCGCAGACCCUGCGGCUCCAGCCCUGAAGACUGAGACGCUGGUGGAGAGAAGCUUUCCAGGAGCCAAAAACUGGGGUGGGAGAGGAGAAAGGAAAAAGGCCUCAUCAGCAUAGCCUGUUCCUUGCAAAUGGGAGGCCAGGAAGUGGUCUUCAACAGGGUACACUCGAGAGUUUGCAUUUGCUACUGCUUCAGCCAUGAGAGCGCGCAAAGGACAGUACAAAGGCGGGGGCAGUGGCGGCGUGAGAGGGAAGUUUCUGGAGUUCAGAUGCUGUCUGCUGGGAACAGAACAUACCAACAGUCGCUGGGGUUUUGUCAGGAGGCUUUGCCACUUUGAACCUUGACCUCAGGACUGAAAAAUAACAGUAAGGACUCUUGUAAGAGGGACUAUCCCGAUUCCCACAGCUUGCAGCCCCCUCCUCGCUGCCUUCUGUCACAGCCUGAGUGGGCAGUGUCUCCAUCCUAGAGCUUAGCCCCUGACUGGUAC
Nycticebus coucang (slow loris) is the source of this 2095-nucleotide messenger RNA. RefSeq names its product prolyl 4-hydroxylase subunit alpha 3 (gene P4HA3). Gene Ontology annotation, cellular component: endoplasmic reticulum. The transcript has 13 exons. The coding region runs from base 11 to 1645 and encodes 544 amino acids. The record is from RefSeq and is a predicted model, not a curated record. NCBI's taxonomy places the organism in Eukaryota, Metazoa, Chordata, Mammalia, Primates, Lorisidae. Gene Ontology annotation, molecular function: procollagen-proline 4-dioxygenase activity; iron ion binding; protein binding. Gene Ontology annotation, biological process: peptidyl-proline hydroxylation to 4-hydroxy-L-proline.